GGGGAAAACUUCAAGGUGUUGACUUGAAUCGUUCUAUGUGGAUACUGGCAAAUAGCCCUCAGAAAGGAGGCGGGUCGUAAAUCUGACAAUAAAAAGACAUCUGCUUCAACCUGACUGACAAUUGCGAAGUUGUAUCCAGAUACAUUUUCGUUCUGCAUUUGGGGCUCGGUGGAUUUUAAAAUGUAUUUGGUUUGGACUGAUGUUUUCUCUCACCCGUUGUGGGCAGUAUCGACGGUGAUUUUGGGACUUGUCUUGCGAUCACAGCGGAGAGGGUCGUGGGAUCCACGCGCCUGUCUGGUGCAACUGAAGGGCAAGACAGCCAUAGUUACUGGAGCUAACACAGGGAUAGGGAAGUUCAUUGCCCUUGACUUUGCCCUGCGCGGGGCUCGUGUUAUCUUGGCGUGCCGGAGCGAGGCUCGCGGUAGCGUCGCCCUGCAUGAGAUCCGUAAGCGGAGUGGGAAUGCGGAUGUGCACCUGCGUCUGGUGGACACCUCAUCCCUGGCAUCGGUGAGGGCGUUCACAGACGGCGUCCUGCGAGAGGAGAAGGAGCUCCACAUACUGGUCAACAACGCCGGGGCUUCAGGCUUGCCUAGAGAUAUCACCUCAGAUGGGCUAGAGGUGUCCUUCGCUACCAACCAUGUGGGCCCUUUCCUCCUCACCAGCUUGCUUCUGGACCUGCUGAAGCAAUCAGCACCGGCACGCAUCGUCAACGUGUCAUCCAUGAACCACUGGAAGGGUAUGGUCGACUUCUCGCACUUCAAGGGCAAGAACCUGGGCUACACUAUGGACAGUGUGUACAACCACACCAAGCUGCACAACGUCAUCUGCACUAACGAGCUGGCGCGAAGGCUAGAGGGAACAGGGGUGACAGCUAACUCCGUCCACCCCGGGUUGGUGAUGACAGAAAUGAUGAGACACUAUAACUUCAUGGUUCGGUUCCUCUUCAACAUGAUCGGAAUCUUCUUCUUCAAGUCUUCUGAGGAAGGGGCAGUGAGCACCAUCUACUGUGCGGUUGCCAUGGAGAUGGAGGGAAUAACAGGGAAGUACUUUGACAGCGACUGUUCCCUGAGUCUCCCUGCUCCCCUGGCCCGAGACCCCACCCUCGCAGUAAAGGUCUUUGAGUUCUGCGAGAGAUUGACAUCCAAGUUCUGAGAGAGUGCGAGUUUGUCUUCAAGUGUUUUAUUCAAUAGCAGACAAGUAAAAUACAGUGUAAGGUUUUAUAAUCUAUGAAGGAUACAUGUAAAGUUUUUUGUGUUUAUUUGUGCGUCUUCAGUAUUGUAGUCACCUAACAGCUCAGACACACCAAUAAGGUUUGCCGUAGGUCAUGUGAUAUUUUCAGCUGACUGUAUUUUCCUUCCCUGUGAGUAGGGACCUGCGUUUUGGUUAAUCAUCUCAUAUGACCUGGAAUUGUAACCUUUUAUUUUAAACCUUUUCCAUAAAUGAGAAGUAGACCACAAAUGAAAGCAAUUGUCAGAGGAUGGUGCUGGACCAUCUGAGAUAAAAAUAUAUAUAUAUAUAUAUAAUAAAAUAAGGGGACAGUUGUCAUGUGUUGCUGCCGUGCUAUGUUGUUUUCGUCUAAGGUCUCUAUGUAGUGUUGUCUCUCGUCGGGAUGUGUGUUUUGUCCUAUAUUAUAUAAUUUAUUUUUAAUCCUAGCCCCUGCAGGAGGCCUUUUGGUAGGCCAUCAUUGCAAAUAAGUAUUUGUUCUUAACUGACUUGUCUAGUUAAAUAAAAUAUAAAUGGUUAAAAUUCAGGUCAUGUGAUGUGAUUAACCAAAAGACAGGGCCCUAACUAUGAGGUGUGUGUGUAUGUUAAUGCGUAGCUGUGUGUGAAGUGGGAAUUUUGUCAAUAAACUUACUACCAGCAA
This is a messenger RNA of Oncorhynchus gorbuscha (pink salmon), 1864 nucleotides long. RefSeq names its product retinol dehydrogenase 11-like. NCBI's taxonomy places the organism in Eukaryota, Metazoa, Chordata, Actinopteri, Salmoniformes, Salmonidae. The transcript is spliced from 6 exons. The record is from RefSeq and is a predicted model, not a curated record. Bases 181 to 1152 code for a protein of 323 amino acids.